UGUGGACUACCUGAGGAUGAGAUGUUGCUGUGUAACUCUGCCAUGUCCAAGUCGGUCCGACACAUGAACCAGCUGUUCUCUGAAUCCCCCCCGCUGCCUCUCCCUGAGUCUGGUCCAGGAUCUGUCAUGUUGCUGGGUUUCUCCUGUGUGCAGGGCUGCUCCCAGUUUUCCACCUCUGCAUUCUGAGAAGGGUCACACAUUCCCCUGCUCUUGUUUUUUUCAGCAUCUUCCAUCUUCCCAUUCUCCCCCUCCUUCCCCUGAUUCCCUCGCUCACAGUGUCGGUAGGGCAGACAGAGGAAGGUAACUUUUGAUACUGAAAACAAAAACAGAAUUCGAAACAGUAUCUCAGAGGGAGCCGGCUUUAACUUGGAGGUAAAAGUAAAAAAUCUGAAAAGGGAACUCGAAAGUGGGCAUCGAUGCAUCCAGCUUAUAUUUUACCUGACGGAGCGUGACAGACGGGGAGAAUGCAGAGAAGGAGAGACAAAAAGAGAAACCACUGAAGGCAAACACGUGUACGAGCAAAACGACUACAGCGUGUUGCUCUCAAAAAGAGAACAAGCUUUUCAAGGCUGCACAACACAGGCACGUUUUCAAAGCUGCUGUCAGUGUCUUAGAGAGCUAUAUUUGGAUCUGAUUUUUAUCUCUGAAAGAGAAAAACAGACGGACAGGGGUUGAAUCAGAGCGAGUCUGCAAGAAGAGAAAGAAACAAGUCAAAGUGACUCAAAAAAAUAAGGUUUGCUCCUUUUAAGGGUCGUCUUUGAAGAAUAGGUGGAGAAAACUGUUCUUCCGCUUUAAUUUAAUAAAUAAUAAAUACCUCAAAGGAGGCUGAGAGCUGAGGAGGAAACAUCUACAUUUAUUUGAAAAACCACAGGUUCACACAGACAGUGGAUGAACCUCCAUGUUGAACUCUCCACGACAACCCACCUCUGUGUAACGAGAAGAAUUCUGGGAGGCAGAUGAUGAAGGCGAGGAUCACGAGGAUGAGGAUUUUGGUCAGUGUUUUCCUUGUCAUGGUCGCACCAUAAGAUCACACACACACACACUGACACACACAUGCACAAACAUUUCCUCACAACACAAGCAUGACCUCUGGCUCGUGGUAUCUGGUUCCUUCUCUUUACCGAACACAUUUACUCAAACACUCAGUCAGUGUCCAUCAGAGGAGCCUACGCUGGAGUUUAAGAAGCUCUUAGAAUAUUGCUCGUAAUUCACGUAGAGGCGGGCGACAACGCAGCGACACACUUUGACACGAGUCAAAAACAAGGGAGGAGUUGGAAAAGCCCUACAGGAUCUUUAAAGUCUCCUUGAAACCUGAUUAGAAAACCACAGCAAAACCUGUCAAAUUCCUGAGUCAUGAAAUCCAUUGAGCACACGACUCCACGACCUUUACUUCAGACAGCCUCAGCCUUUUGAAGCUCACCAAUAGAGAAGGUGAUGGACUACAGCAGCAGGCCUGGCUCAAAGUAAUCGGACAGUUGGUUUCACACUUGGGCAAUCAAAAGCCUACUGUGCAUUCGCGGUUACCGGCUGUACGGUCCAGCAGCGGUGCGCUAACUCUCCAGUGUGCGGAUUUAACGGAGGAGCAACACGAGCCACGAGCCCCGCCAUUUCCUCGUGCCGAGCCCUGGGAUGUCGAGCAGCGGCUCGGGCUCUUCCUCGCGGAAGGAGUUUGAUGUGAAGCAGAUCCUCAGGAUCCGAUGGAGGUGGUUCGGCCACCCCGCGGUCCCUCCGCCUCACUCCCCGCCGCUAGGUGACUACUUCGCCGGAAGGAGAGCGGGCGGCAGCUCCGGAGACGGACCGUCAGUCAGCGGCAGUGGCAACUCGAAUCCAGCGGGCGUAAACCCCAGCGCGGGGGCUCAUAGCGGUCUUGUGGCCAGUGGCAGCGCAGGUUCGAACCUGUGUAACGGCAGCAACAGAAAGUUUGCUGAUCCGGCGGGGAGUCGCGUCGGUCCGGGAGGAGCAGUGGGAGCGACGGGGAGCUCCUGUCCCCGCUCCCUCAGCCAGCCGGAGUGCAGGAGCUCCACCGCCGCGCUGUCGUGGGGCUCCCCGCCGACUCAUCGGCGCUCUCGCCCCGUGUCGAGCAUGGAACCUCCCGGUGAGGCUCCGGUGCCCCAGCUUGUACUGGAGGCUCAUGCCGGGGGAGAGGAGGAGGCGACGGCAGCAGCAGUGGCCGCGGGGGGCACCGAGGAGAACACCGGCCAACCCCCGGAAACAGACUCCAGCUCCUGCAGGACGUCCAACAGCAGCGCCACACUCUCCUCGUGCAUGUCGAUGGAGCCGUGUGCAUUCCCAGAGGACUGUAUGUUCACCGCCAUGUCCCACGCCGACCUCACCUUCCGCAAGAUGGAGGGCUACCUGAGGAGCCGUCAGCUGUGUGAUGUCAUACUGGUGGCCGGAGAGAGGCGGAUACCCGCACACAGACUCAUCCUCUCAUCUGUAUCCGACUACUUUGCGGCCAUGUUCACCAGUGAUUUGCUGGAGGCCAAGCAGGAAGAGGUGAAAAUGGAGGGAGUAGACCCUGAUGCGUUGUGGGUCUUAGUGCAGUAUGCAUACACAGGGCGUCUCGAGUUGAGGGAGGACACCAUCGAAUCUCUGCUGUCAGCCUCUUGCCUGCUGCAGUUGUCCGCUGUCGUUCAGGCCUGCUGCUCCUUCCUCAUGAAGCAGCUCCACCCCUCCAACUGUCUGGGCAUUCGCUCCUACGCUGACGCUCAGGGCUGUUGCGACCUGCAGAGGGCUGCUCACGCCUACACUAUGGAUCACUUUUUAGAGGUGGUGGGAGGCCAGGAGUUCCUGCUGCUCCCAAUGGACGAGAUGGAGAGGCUGCUCACUUCUGAUGACAUCAACGUGCCUGAUGAGGAGACUGUUGUAACCUCUUUGCUAACGUGGGUCGGUCAUGACUGCACCACUCGGCAACCUCACCUACCCAUGCUGCUUGCUCACAUCCGCCUGCCGCUGCUGCAGCCACAGUUCUUGGCAGACCUUGAGUCCAACCCUCUGCUGCGGGACAGUGUGGAGUGCCAGCGGCUGCUGAUGGAGGGGAUGAAGUAUCACCUCUUGCCGCAGCACCGGCCCCUGCUUCAGAGUCCUCGGACCCGACCUCGCAAGGCCACCGUAGGAGCCAUGUUCGCUGUGGGUGGCAUGGACGCCACAAAAGGUGCUACAAGCAUUGAGCAGUACUGUCUGCGUCAGGACAGCUGGAGGCAGGUGGCCACCAUGAGUGGACGGCGUCUCCAGUUUGGUGUCUCUGUUCUUGACGGCCGUCUCUACGUGGUGGGCGGCCGAGAUGGACUUAAGACCCUUAACACUGUGGAGUGUUACAACCCACACAGCAAGACGUGGAGCGUCAUGCCUCCCAUGUCCACACACAGGCAUGGCUUAGGUGUAGCCGUCCUGGAAGGCCCCAUGUACGCAGUAGGAGGACAUGACGGCUGGAGCUACCUCAGCACAGUGGAAAGGUGGGAUCCCCAGGCUCGACAGUGGAGCUUUGUUGCAAGUAUGGCUACACCCAGAAGCACUGUGGGAGUAGCUGUACUCAAUGGCAAGUUGUAUGCGGUAGGAGGUCGGGAUGGCUCAUCGUGCCUGCGCUCAGUGGAGUGUUUCGACCCCCACACCAACAGGUGGAACAGUUGUGCUCCUAUGGCUAAAAGACGUGGAGGCGUGGGUGUGGCCACAUGGCAUGGCUUCCUGUAUGCCAUCGGAGGUCACGAUGCUCCGGCCUCUUCCCUGGCGUCUCGGUUAAGCGACUGUGUGGAGAGGUACGACCCUCAGACAGACGUGUGGACGGCAGUCGCCCCGAUGAGCAUCAGCAGAGAUGCAGUUGGUGUUUGUCUCCUUGGCGACCGGCUCUAUGCUGUGGGCGGUUAUGAUGGACAGGUGUACCUCAAUACUGUAGAAGCCUACGACCCCCAGACAAAUGAGUGGACACAGGUGGCCCCUCUGUGUCUGGGUCGGGCGGGAGCGUGCGUGGUCGCCGUCAGACUGAAAACAUAAACACCGACAGUGGACGUCUCUGGGACUGAUCCUGGUGCGGCUCAAAGACCCUCCUCACGGACACUUAAACCAAGAGAUGCAUCUGCCCACUGGAGAAAACAAGAAGCUCAUUAUCGAACUCUUUUACACAGUGGUAGGUGUUACUCGUAGGCGGAGUCACAUUGUACUCAAUCAUUCGUUUAAAUGUCCUGAAUGUGUCGGAGGAAGAUUCAGGGUGGAGUCGGGUUUCUUGUAAAGUUUCCGCAGUUGAACAUCCUGAUAACUUCUGCCACAGAAGUGAACUGCCACCGAUACGUACCAUGAAGAGGAAUCUGCAGUGUUUAUCUGAGCAUGGCAGAACAGCUGUCUCACAGCUUUUUUUUCUUGCCUAUUAUUUUGUUCUUGUAGACAAGACGGGACACACACACAGUCACACACAGACACACAGAGUCAAACCUUACAUGCCUGCUUUCAGCUUCUAUUUCUGCUGACAGAAAGGUGAGCGAGACAGAGAGGGAUUGUCAAGACGGCUGAGAUGCCUCAUCACUUUUUGCUCUCAGCUAUCCUAACAAUAUCUGAUAGUGUGUAUUGAUGCUAUUUUAACAUAUUCCCUAUUAUUUUUAUGCUGCAGUUGGCAAGUGCUCUCCUCCUGUUCUCCUGCCUAUCUCGCUCGCUGACAGAUAAAAGAAAGACUUUUGACAUAAUCAGCACAACCUUAUGAACAACUGUACUGUAAGCAACUCUGGGCCAAUUUUUUUUAAGUCCAAAGCCCAUCAUCAUGCUUUAUGUAAUAAUU
This is a messenger RNA of Pleuronectes platessa (European plaice), 4765 nucleotides long. It is a transcript of the gene klhl5, whose product is annotated as kelch-like family member 5. NCBI's taxonomy places the organism in Eukaryota, Metazoa, Chordata, Actinopteri, Pleuronectiformes, Pleuronectidae. Gene Ontology annotation, molecular function: protein binding. The coding region runs from base 1630 to 3990 and encodes 786 amino acids. The transcript has 17 exons. The record is from RefSeq and is a predicted model, not a curated record.